Molecule: messenger RNA, 4786 nt
Organism: Python bivittatus (Burmese python)
Lineage: Eukaryota; Metazoa; Chordata; Lepidosauria; Squamata; Pythonidae
Gene: RASL12
Product: RAS like family 12
Molecular function (GO): GTPase activity; GTP binding
Source: RefSeq, a predicted model, not a curated record
CAAGUCAGAUCCAGGCGACCAGCAGCUGUCCAGAGCAAGCUGUUGCCUCUCUGUUUGCAGCAGCAGAGACCUGGGUUCAUUCCCACCUCUUCCCCCACGUCAGCUGCAGUGGGACCAGAGCCUUAGAGGAGCUGUCUGGCAGUCGGACGCAGACUAGCCUGGAUGUAUGGAUGUCUAAACUGGCCAGGAUUUCUCCAGCAUUCUUUGAUGGGGCUCCUGUUUUAACAGAAAGAGUCGGAAGAUGUCUUCCAUGUUUGGCAAACCUCGGGCUGUCCCCUGGGCAAACGAGCGCCACCUCCCGAGCCUUCUGCAGGAGUGCAAUGUGGCCAUCCUGGGCUGCCAAGGAUCUGGAAAAUCAGCACUAACAGUGAAGUUUCUUACCAAGAGGUUUAUAAGUGAAUAUGACCCCAAUCUGGAAGACACUUAUGCUUCAGAAGAGGUAGUAGACCAACAGCCUGUCUUGCUCAAGGUGAUGGAUACAGCGGAUCAGGACACACCCGUGGGCUGUGAGAGGUAUCUGAAUUGGGCCAAUGCCUUUCUAGUCGUCUACAGCAUUGACAACCGAAAGAGCUUUGAAGGAUGUCAGCAGUACCUGGAUCUCAUUGCUCUCCACUUGAAGAACACGUUCCAUGAAUCUCCGAUUCUCCUGGUAGGGAACAAGCUGGAUAUGGAACAGUACAGGCAAGUCACCAAAGCUGAGGGGAUGUCUCUUGCCACCAAAUAUGGCUCCUCCUUCUAUGAAGUCUCCACAUGUCUGGAUUUUGAGUCUGUGCAGCACAUCUUCCAUGAGGCGGUGCGGGAAGUGAGGCGGGAGAUGGAGAGACCUCUGGCAGUCCGGCCCUUGUUCAUCAUUGAGGAGAAGCCCUCAGCCCAUCUGGUCCCAGCCGCCACCAUCGCCUCCACCUACAACUCGCUCUCAACUGUCAACUAUAAAGAGGUCCCUUCAGUUGCCCGGGCCAAGCUGGUCACGGUCAAAUCAUCAAGAGCUCAAAGCAAGAGGAAGGCUCCAGCACUGACUUUGCUGAAGGGGUUUAAGAUAUUCUAAGUGAGGAUUCUGCAGGGAGGCUACAAGGCAGAAGAGGGAACACAGCCGUUGCUGGGACGGGUUGAAUCCCCCAAGCAAUUUGGGGGCCAUUUUGAAUGUCUAUCCCCUGGCCUUUCCUGCAGUCCAAGUGGCCUGGUGGAAAUGCAGCAAAGCAUUUUGGGAAAGGAUCAGAGAAUCGGCCAGCGGACAAACUAUGGGUGAAGGCCCCAGGUGGAGAAGGUGGUUUUAAACUUUUUUCUUCGCCAUAAACAUGUGGAGGGCUCUGCCACAUAUAGUUGGAGCCAUUGAAAGAGGCCCAUGGAAAGAAUUUGCUCUUGAGGUCUUUCCUUGGGACUGAAUGGAGAUUUGGGAAGCCAGAGAGGCUACCACCAGCCAAAGAAAGGGUUCUACCAUGAAGCAGAAGACAUUCAUAGCCACCCCAUGGCCUCCACAUCACUAAAUGAUUAAGAAAACCACACUCCAUGUGAUGAUUUCACCAACACUCUUUUCUCAACUGAAAGAAUUUCUAGAUUAAAUUCUCUUUCAUCAGUAAAAGAGAGCUAGUUGGAAAAAACAAAACAAAACAGGAGAAUUGUUCAACCGGUGGAAGAAAUAACAUAGCAUGCCAGUGCAUAUGUUUUCCCCCAUGUUUUGGUGAGCGCUGUGUAAAAAUAAAAUAAAUAAAGACAAAGGGGGAAAGGGGAAAUGGAUAAAGAGGUCAGAAACAGAAGCACAAGCAAGGCACACCAGUGUGCCGGGGAAUGUGAGUGGGAGCGCAUGAUGCACCGAUGGGUUCUCUGAUGCUUCCCCUGCAUUGCCAAAAUGUAGAUUGUGGAGGUGCACAGCGCCCCCUAGUGUUCCUGGACAGACAAUGACAGGUUUUCAGUCAUUCAUCCUUUUUGCAAGAAUCCUAAUCCACCCCAAGAAACUGGCCGCAUUGAAUCACGAUCCAGGGCUAGGCAUUGGGGUUCCCGAUAGGGUGCCCAUGGGCCCUAAUUUGCACAAAUCCUGUCUUGAACAGACCAGGCUCCGUUCCCCCUGCCAGCGUAAGACGUUCCCUCCAAACUCCAAAUCUACUCACUGCCAUCCAAGGGCCAAGGAGCCUUACUUUGGUGGUACAUGUGAACCAGGCCUCUAGGUAAUUGAAAAACCCUAGCUAAAAUGAAUUUUCAUGUGUGAACUCCACCAGGGUCAGAAAUAUAAAAGGACACAGUCCAAAACCACAUAAGGGAGGGAAGCAAGACAGCUGUUCAAAAUUGGGAAGGGGUGGCAUGGCAAUAAAGGCCUCCUCUUUUGGAGGUGUGAUGCAGCGCAAAGGGGGCACUAUCACGGGUCUGCACGGGGCAUCUUGCAGAUUUUGAUAGAUCCCUGCCGAUAAUUUGUUAUUUCCCCAGCACUCCAACCAACGUGAUGCCAUGCAUCACAGAAAAGCUGAAGGAUCUCCAUGGCUUUCAUGAGUAAAAUUGGCAUUAUAUUAUAUAGAGAGAGAUCUAUAGAUCUAGCAGCAUGAUAAUCCUUUCAAAAGCCUUUUUAAUGGGCUUUGGCUUGGACUGGUAGUGAAAAUAUUAACCUAGUUGCCUUGGAAGUCACAAGGCUGCUCAAACAUCUUCUUGACUGCUCCUUAGAGAAGAAAAUCCUAAAAGUUACUUGUCUGAUCUACUUCAGCCCUAAAAGUAGGAGUAGGGGAGAUUAACAAUUAACCCAUAUAAAUUCAAUCAUGGGGCAGACAUGAUCUCAAAAAUCAUGGGGCAUUCCUCUUUUUUUCCCUUUCCCUUUUUAAAAGAUAUGAAACAGCCAACCCCAGCCAGGAUAAUUGUUCCAGAGAAUUGGGAGGGUUGAAGUCCAGACAUCUGGAGGACAUCUGGGUUGGGUGCCAAAAAUCAUCCAGAGCUCUCAGAAAUGUCUGCUCUCCCCCACCCAGCUCUUUUCCUUGUUUCAAAAUUUGAAGGUUCCCAAUUGUCUCAAAUUAUGACCUAUUGUGAUGCAGCGAAUAUUGGCAUAAUAUAACCACCAAGGGUGUCCACAGGAAAGGUUCAGAACGGUCCAGAGGGCAGCUGUGACUCCAUGUCAAAAAGGGUGGGAUUCCACCUUGACGUAUUUGCCCCCCAACUCCCGUGCUGACACCCGCGUUAACGAAACACUUAAAGUGUUAAGGAGGCAAAUAUAGCACUUUCAUUAUUUAAAACUCCUUCUUUAGAGGAAAAAAAUCCACUUUGAUUUAUUGUAUCUUUCCUUUUUUGUUGUCGUUGACAUGGAAAAGAGGCAAAUUGGGAUGGAAGUAGAAACCACUUCCUGCUUUUUCUCAUAUUACACUUGGGGUUAAAAAAUGAUCUUCUGAUUCAACAUCACAACUACAUUCAACUGCUGUGGAAAAUUCUUCAGUACAUGGGAAAAUCCAAGCUUUGCAUUGACUCUUUCAUUCUGCUUCUUGGUUCAAUAGCAGCUUCCCUUCUCUGGUUAGGAUUUGAUUUAUUUAACUCUAGGAUCCUGAAAUAAUUUAUACCAUAUGCACAGACUUGCAUUUCAACUAUUCCAGGCACCAUACCCAUAUCACAUAUGCUUACAAUCCCCAGGUUCACUGAUAUAUGUAACUUUCCCAUAGAAGAGAAUAUCUGUAGCUCAGGGUUGAACAGUUGGGUUCUUGGGGUUUGCUGAGCUUGGUUGUUUUCUUGCAGACGUUUCAUUACCAGUCUAAGUAACAACAUCAGUGCAAGGGGGAGUGAGCUGUUUAUAUGUAUGUUUGCUGACUGUUUAUAUGUUCAUUUAAAAUUCUAUGCCCAAUUUAAGGUGAAUCUGCCAUAGCUUAUUUGGAAAAAAGGGUUGACUGGAUUUUCAAGCCAGCAAACAUAUGAAUUAAAGUUGAAUAAGGCAUUAAUAAAGCUGGGUUCACAUUUUGUCUUGCCAGGAGACCUGAAAAGUGUAGUUCAAUCUUUCUUAAUUGGGAGGGGGGAUGAUCCUGAACAAAGACUGUUCUUCACCUUCUCCAAACUAGAAUACCCAGAAUACCUUUAAAAUGACAUGACAUACAUCGCCCAUCCUGCCUUUUACAUUCUCAGCUAAAACCCAUCUUGAGUGGGAGAUUUGGGAGUGGCAGACCCACCCCAUUUGCAGCGCACCCGGUAGGGGAACUUGUACUUGACAGAAUCAGAGAGAAUCAGAAUCAGAGAGACCUUGAACUUCUUUCCAGCUCAUCUGACAGAUUUUGUAGAAGCCAGUGCAACAAAACAAGCGAUUCUGGCUAUCGCACACCCAGGCUAUCUUCGCACAGUAUCCUUAAUUGGUUAUUUCACUCACUACUCAAAUAACUAAUUGAGCUAGCUUGGCGUCAGGGGUCUCCUCAGGGACGGUCAAACAUGUCAAGAUGGUAACCACAACUGAGCAAACGAAGUUCUGCCUGGUUUUUACGAGCAUUGCUUUGAUUGCCCUGUCGUGGCCGCCAUUUUGUUUGACGCUGUGGACACCCUGGUGACACAGUACGGUAAGAUACAAACCAACUAAUCAAGAUUAACACUAACAUGAACCAACUGACCAGGCUUAGCAUAUGAUAUGAAUGAGGUCACUGGGCUGACCUAGUUCAACAUUUGUGUGAAGACAGCCGGUACAUGAAUAGGUGGAUUACAUGUCUUGUACAACUUGUAACACAAAGGGAGCCCGUGUGUCUCUGUUUUUUGCUGGCUCUUUGAUUCCACUUAAUGAAUUUGGCUUUGAGGCCUGCAUUCCAAAAAUGUCAACAGUCCAGGAAUCCUGGUGGGUCUCACAUAA